AUGUGGUCGAGCGAAGUUUGCAGUCGCGUCUGGAGCGCGCCACUGUAUGGGGGGCGACCGGCGCGACUCGGCUCACGCAAUCUACUGAGAACGGAGAUACGGCGAGUCCACGCGCGACGCCCCGCGCGCGGCCUGCAGCACCAGCGCUGCCGAUUGUACCUGUUUUUACGAGUGGCAUUUGCAUUUCGCUCCCGCAACGGCGGCGUGAGGUGGUGCGAGCGAGAUGGGGCGCUAUUUGUGAAACGCGUAUUGCGCGGUCGACAUAGAGCUGAGUAUAUCUAUCUCUGUUUGGCGCAGUGUGGCGCGUGCAUCGCGAGACGCACUAUCGAAAGCCUUAGCAUACAGGAGGCAAAUAAAAACAAGAGUGAAGUGUCUCAUUCGCAUUCGUGCGACAGAUGCGUUGAUAUUGGCACGGCGAGCGCCCGCGCAGGGCACGCGCCUCGCUCAUAA
Molecule: messenger RNA, 450 nt
Organism: Leptosia nina
Lineage: Eukaryota; Metazoa; Arthropoda; Insecta; Lepidoptera; Pieridae
Source: the annotation of a GenBank genome assembly